CUGAUCCAAGGUGGAAUGCAAUGGGUCGCAAAUGCCGAACUUGCCGCUGCAGUUAGUAAUUCUGGUGGCCUCAGGAUUAUCUUGGCGCUGUCUCAGCCUACACCCGACGCCCUCCGGAAGGAGAUCAGAAAAUGCUGUUCUCUAACUUCCAGGCCAUUUGGCGUGAAUCUUGCGAUACUACCAGCUGUUCAUCCACCUGAUUAUCUUGCAUAUACAAACGUCAUUGUUGACGAAGGCGUCCAGAUCGUUGGAACGGCCGGGUCAAAUCCAGCUUCCAUUAUCCCGUCACUUGAGCAUUCAAACGUUACAAUUCUGCACAAAUGCACAUCCAUUCGCCACGCCAAAUCAGCCUUGGCGUGGAUUUUUUUGUCGAUAGAUGGAUUCGAAUGCGCAGGGCAUCACAAAUUUGAUCCUCUUGAACCGUGCCAGGCAAGAGCUUGCAGUUCCGAUG
Molecule: messenger RNA, 451 nt
Organism: Aspergillus novofumigatus IBT 16806
Lineage: Eukaryota; Fungi; Ascomycota; Eurotiomycetes; Eurotiales; Aspergillaceae
Product: NAD(P)H-dependent flavin oxidoreductase
Exons: 2
Molecular function (GO): nitronate monooxygenase activity
Source: RefSeq, a predicted model, not a curated record